Molecule: messenger RNA, 543 nt
Organism: Penicillium soppii
Lineage: Eukaryota; Fungi; Ascomycota; Eurotiomycetes; Eurotiales; Aspergillaceae
Exons: 3
Coding region: 1-543 (180 amino acids)
Source: RefSeq, a predicted model, not a curated record
AUGCGUUUCUCAGCUGUAUUCGCUGUUUUGAUCUCCUCUACCGCCGCUCUCCAGUGGCCUAAUCUGUCUUCGCUCCUAAAACGCGAGGACAUCACCCCUGGCUCACCACUAUACAAUUGCCACGAGGCAUGCGGCGAAGUUAUCUUGAUUUCGGAGUCGAAUGACUAUUGCUCAAACUCGACAUUCACCACCGAUCUGAGAUCAUGUUUGGAAUGUGCCCUCACAUAUAACAUCUGGCAGUACUACGGUGAUCACGUCAAGUCUGCGGCCUCGUCAUGCAGUGACGAUGCUACGCCAAGUUCUUCUUCUGCGAUGUCGGGUACCGCUGCUACCGCUACCGCUACCACCACCACCACCACUACUACUACAUCGAGAAGCUCGUCUACAGCGACGGGUGCUCGUUCUGAUUCUGCCGCUACAUCGACAGGAUCUGCAUCUGCAACUGCGGCCUCUGCUUCGGCAAGUACAGGUGCUGCGCCUGGAAUCCAGCAGAAUGCUGUUCUUCCUGCAAUGAUGGGUGCUGUGGCAUGGGCAUUGUUAUAA